AUGGAGGAACAUCACCCCCACUUUGUUGUCAUUACUGAAACUCAGGUUGGUGGAGACCAAGGUAUAAAUAUUUGCAAAAGCUUGGGUUUCCCUAAUUUUCAUGUUGCUGAACCAGUUGGUUUUGCUGGUGGUAUUUGGUUACUCUGGAAUAGUCUUGAGAUCCAUUGCGAUGUCCUCUCGGUCACGCAGCAGGAGAUCCACGCGUGUAUCCAGGUUCUAUCUCAACCUUCUUCUUGGCUUUUUUCUUCUAUUUAUGCUAGCCCUCGUUUUAAUCUCAGGAAAUUACUUUGGGAAAACCUCAAAUUUUUUGCUAACUCCCAUCAUCUGCCUUGGUUGUUGAUGAGGGAUUUUAAUGAAAUUCUGACUAGUACAGAGAAAUUUGGAGGCCAACCUAUUGAUACUCGGCGAGCUUUACUGUUUAAGGACUGUUUAGACCAUUGUGGGUUGAUCGAUAUGGGCUUCUCUGGGCCUCGAUUCACUUGGAAUAAUUGCCGACAGUCAGGUUGUUUCAUUAGCGAAAGAUUGGACAUAAGUCUUUGUAAUGAGAGUUGGGCCCAACUUUUUCCAAAUAAUAAAAUCCUCCACCUCCCUAAACUCCACUCGGAUCACUGUCCUAUCCUUUUGCACACCCACGCCAACCCCCCUCCCCGGGCUGCUCGACCCUUUCGGUUUGAAACCAUUUGGCUAUCCGAUCCCUCCCUCAGUGUUGUGGUGUCUGAGAGUUGGACUGACUCUAGCCCUUUCCUUCAAGGGACCAAGAUGUUUGUCGACAGAGUUUCAAUUUGGAACCGAAAUACUUUUGGUAACAUUUUCUUCCAAAAAAGAAAGCUUGCUAACAGAAUUUUAGGCAUCCAAAAAUCACUGGAUUCGGGUCCUUCCCAGUUUUUACUCCGCCUUGAAGGGUCCCUUAUUUCUGAUUAUAACCGCAUUCUUCGUCUUGAGAAGGAAUUUUGGGCACUCAAAAGUAGAGUUGACGGUAUUAAGGCUAAUAUCCUUACCCAUUUCAAGGACUUGUUUACCUAUUCCUUCCUCCAGUCUCGCCGUGUUGAGUUUCCCUUCCGGUUGCUAGCUUCUAUUGACUCGGUUCAUCAUCCUGCUCUAGUGGCUACACCUUCUUUGGCUAAAAUUAAGAGGGUGUUAUGGUCCUUCAAACCUUGGAAGGCUCUCGGACCUGACGGUCUCAACCCCAUUUUUUUCCAUAAGUUUUGGGCUACGCUUACCCUGUCGGUUGUCAAAGUUGUUUCGGAUGCGUUUGAAUCUGGUCAUAUUGAUCCUGAAAUAAAUAAGACCUUGAUUUGUCUUAUCCCUAAGGUCCUCAAUCCUGAAGUGAUUACUCAAUUUCGCCCUAUUGGUCUUUGUAACACCAUUUAUAAGCUCAUUACUAAGAUUCUCGUUGCUCGUCUUAGACCCCUUCUUGAAGAUCUCAUCAGCCCGCUUCAAGCUAGUUUUAUUCUGGGCAGAAGAGGAGUGGAUAAUGUCGUCAUUGUGCAGGAGGUUGUGCACAGUUUUAAGGGAAAAAAAGGCAGGAUCGGUAACAUGUUGAUAAUACUCGAUUUAGACAAAGCUUAUGAUAGGCUCGAAUGGAGCUUUAUUCUUAAUGUGCUUAGGUCCUUUAAUUUCCUGCCUAUUUGGGUUAAUCUCAUCAUGUCUUACGUGACUUCCAGUUCGUUAGCUAUUCUGUUCAAUGGGGAAAAAACUGAGGAGUUCACUCCUUCUAGGGGUAUCAGACAGGGAGAUCCUAUCUCUCCCUACAUCUUUAUUCUUUGCUUAGAGUUUCUUUCCUCUAGGAUCUCUGAAGCCUAUGGGAAUCAUACCUGGACCCCUAUUCGUGUUUCGAGAAAUGGUCCCCUUCUGUCUUACCUAUUUUUUGCCGAUGACCUCAUUCUUUUUGGCGAGGCCUCCGAGGCCAAUUGUCAUUCCAUCUCUCUCUUGCUUCCGGAGUUUUGCUCAUUAUCUGGGCAAAAGAUCAGUUUUGGUAAAUCUAAAGUUCUUUUCUCCUCGAAUGUUCAAGAUGACAAGAAACAUUUUCUUACCUCUAUCUUAGGGAUCCCUGUCACUAGGAAUUUAGGCAAGUACUUAGGCUGUCCCAUCUACCAUUCCCGACCCAGUAGGGAGUCUUUCCAAUUUCUUAUCGAUAAGAUCCAAGGAAAACUUGCUGGGUGGAAGAGCAAGAUGUUAUCCUUUGCUGGCCGGGCUACUCUGAUUAAAGCUGUUAAUGAGGCCAUUCUUGCUCAUAUUAUGCAGUGUAAUUACAUCCCCAAGUCGGUGACUAAUACCAUUGAUAAACACAAUAGAGACUUUUUGUGGGGUUCUUCCUCGGAAAUUAGGAGAAUUCAUGGAGUAGCUUGGGACACGGUUACCAAACCCAAAAACCUUGGUGGGUUAGGCAUUAGGCAAACCUGUUUAGUCAAUGCAGUCUCUAUGGCUAAGUUGAGUUGGUGUUUGUCGAGGGAGGACAAUUCUCUUUGGGCAAAAACUUUGAAAUCUAAGUAUGGGGGGACUAUGCGAGUUUGUAGUAAGACUUCUCCAACUUGGAGGAAUAUGCUUAAGGGUUCUAACAUUCUUGAAAAAGGAUCGAAAAUGCUCAUUAAAGAUGGUAGAUCAACCCGGUUUUGGAUAGAUGAGUGGGCUAAGUGCGGGCCUUUACGUGGCUGUAUUGAAGGUCCGUUGGCCCCUAGUGAUUCCUCGCUGCGGGUGUGUGAUUGUUGGGUGGCUAACGACUGGGACUUUUCCCGUCUAUCCUUCGUUGUUCCCUCUGAAAUUCUGGAUUGUAUUAGAAGCACCUCUCUAUCCUGGUUCAACACUGGUAAGGAUAUCCGGGUAUGGAAGCAUUCAACUGAUGGUAAGUUUCGUAGUAACUUUGCUUACCUCCUGACUAAGGAGUUUCAUAACUCUCCUCCCAUUACCAACUGGAGUUGGGUAUGGGCUAUUCGGGUUACCCCUCGUAUCCUACAUUUUGUUUGGCGUGUUCUCUAUCUUAAGCUUAACACUAAGACUCAACUGUUCCAUAGACAGAUUGUUGCAGAUAACCUCUGUCCGGUCUGUAAAUGCCUCCCUGAAACCAUUGAUCACGUGUUUAGAGACUGUCCCUCUGCCUCUCAUUGUUGGUCUUGUAUCAGCAUUCCCUCGGAAGUCAUCCCCUCAUUUUCCCUUGAACUUCAUUCUUGGUUCAAGCUAAAUUGUCAAUCUCGUGUUGUCCACUGUUCUACUGUCAAUUGGGCCAUCCUUUUUCCUUUUGUCUGUUGGGCCAUUUGGUUACACCGUAUUUCUUUUUGCUUCCACACCAGUCCCACCCCUUUUAAGGCUCCAAUAGUGGUUGCCAAAGCCUUAGAGUGGCAACACAUUACCGAUUCUGGUGGUCUCAUCAGAACCUUUUGCAAUCUCUCUUUCGGUUGGAAACCCCCUCUCUAUGGGGCCUACAAGCUCAACACUGAUGGUGCAGCUAAAUGUCCUCCUGGUUCAACCACUGGUGCUGGAGUUACUCACCCUACGGGUUUAGCUGCUAGAGGAGGUGUUAUUCGAGACUGGAUGGGUUGUUGGGUUGCAGGUUUUGUUCGUAACAUAGGUGUAGCCUCAGCUAUGGAGGCAGAAUGUUGGGCCCUGAGAGACGGUUUGAAGCUGGCCAUGGACUUAGGCUUAUCUGGAAUUUGUGUUGAAACAGAUGCUAAAGCUGUAAUCAACCUUGUUUUGCAAGAACCUCCUUCAGAUCAUCACUUCGGUAAUCUCAUUCUUGAUUGCAGGUACCUCAUGAGGGAGCUUCGGAUUGUGAUGGCUGAUCAUAUCUAUCGAGAAGCCAACAAGUGUGCGGAUAUCCUAGCAAAUCAACGCAGUCUUGCCAUUACCGGAUUUCAUGUUUUUGAUUCUGCGCCUCGUUUUGUUUUGAAGCAACUGUAUGAUGAUGCUAGAGGGGUUUAA
Molecule: messenger RNA, 3915 nt
Organism: Camellia sinensis
Lineage: Eukaryota; Viridiplantae; Streptophyta; Magnoliopsida; Ericales; Theaceae
Molecular function (GO): RNA-DNA hybrid ribonuclease activity; nucleic acid binding
Source: RefSeq, a predicted model, not a curated record